GCGGCCAUUUUAGAAGUUACAAAAACGUUCGUAGUUCAAUUUCAAAUAACGCGUGAUAAAUUUCGCGUGAUAUGGAAGUGCGGCAAAGUGGCAGUAGUGACGAGACAAUGACACAGACCCAGGAAGAUUCGCACGAUUUGGAUUCAAAGUUAUUGGGUCCUGUUCCAAUUGUUGUGGCCACAGAAACCCACACCUUUAAGCUCGCCGAGAAGGCUUUGGAAGAUAUCUUGCUCGAUGAAAGUGUUAGAGACAAGAAGGUCGCUGUAGUAUCCGUUGCCGGUGCAUUCAGGAAAGGAAAAUCGUUUUUACUGGAUUUCUUUCUCCGGUAUUUAGACAGAGAGGGAGCUCAAGAUUGGAUUGGAGGAGAGAAUGAAGCCUUGAAGGGUUUUUCUUGGAAAGGGGGGUCUGAGCGUGAUACCACUGGCAUCCUUCUGUGGAGUAAGCCAUAUAUAAAAAAGCUCCCCAAUGGAGAAGAGAUCGCUGUUCUACUGAUGGACACUCAGGGUUCAUUUGACAGCUCAUCAACAGUAAAAGACUGUGCAACAAUAUUUGCACUCAGCACAAUGACCAGUUCUAUCCAGAUUUACAAUUUAACACAUAAUAUACAAGAAGAUGAUCUUCAACAUCUCCAGCUUUUUACAGAGUAUGGCAAACUGGCAAUGGAAGAAAGUGAUAUAAAGCCAUUUCAAAAACUGAUGUUUCUGAUUCGAGAUUGGAGCUUUCCUUAUGAACAACCUUACGGAGCUGAAGGUGGAAACAAUCUUUUAGAGAAGCGUCUUCUUACGACAGAAAAACAGCAUUCUGAACUGAUUCAAGUGAGGAAGCACAUUAAGUCAUGCUUCAGUGACAUUGGUUGUUUUUUGAUGCCACAUCCUGGCAUGAAAGUGGCCACAAAUCCCACAUUUGAUGGCAGUCUGAGAGAAAUUGAAAACGAAUUUAAAGAGCAGUUACGAAAACUGACCCCAUCGGUGCUUUCCUCUGAAAACCUUGUUGUUAAAAGUAUCAAUGGUGGAGAGGUGACAUGCAGAGGGCUGUUGGAGUAUUUUAAGGCAUAUAUGAAGAUCUUCCAAGGUGAAGAACUACCGCAACCAAAGUCUAUGUUGCUGGCCACAGCUGAAGCGAACAACCUUGCAGCUCUGGCAAUCUCGAAAGACUCUUACUCAAAACAGAUGGAACAUCUGUGUGGUGGCGACACGCCCUACUUAGCGCCGCAUGAACUCGAAAAGAAACACCAACAGGUGAUGGAAAACUCGUUAACGAUGUUUCACGGCACUCGGAAGAUGGGAGGUAGUGAAUUUAGCCAGGAGUACGCCGAAAGACUUAGGAAGGAGAUCGAAGAAGCAUUUGGGAACUUUGUUAAACUUAACGACGGCAAAAACAUCUUUAAUGCUGCCCGCACUCCGGCCGUCUUCUUCACGCUAGUGGUUAUGGGAUACUUUUUCUCUAGUGUAUUCGGCUCGAUUGGAUUGGUGGCGUUUGCGCGCAUGUGCAAUCUGGUGAUAUGGUCCGGUCUGUUAGCUAUUAUUGUGUGGUCCUACAUUCGAUUCAGUGGGGAGUUCAGAGAAUAUGGAGCCAAGCUGGAUAACUUGGCAGAAGUUAUGUGGGACGAGAUAUUUAUGCCAGCAUACAAUGCUGCAUUUCAACGCGGUGUGCAAGCAGUGAUAAUGUCACAGACACAAUCAUCCAAGAAAACGAAAUGAUUGAAAAAAAAAUCUGAUUUAAAAUCGAAUAUUAAAGCAGCUCAACUCACGGGAAGUUCAACUGCUCUUACAGACUAUGCUCUCGCAACUACAAAGAGUGAUGAUUCCCGUAAAAUUAAUUGCGAAUAAGUUAAUCACCAGUUACGAAAAACUUGGAGAUAUUUUGAUUUUUGUCACAAAAUAGACCUUUUGAGCGGUUUCUAGUUGGGUGUUGAAACAUCAACAAAACAAUAUUUUUUCUUUUCAUUAACCCAUGUAAGUGGACUCAAAGUUGAUUUAAUUCGUUUGCGCUCAAGCUGAACUGCGACUAAACUGGGGUGGAGACGUAGUCACAUACUUUGGUUGGUUGGUUUGUUUGUUUAAAUUAACUCAUGAAGUAAUUUUGGCACGCAAUUGAAAACCGCUUGAUCGGGGAAGGGUACAGGAAAUGCCACAAUUUUAUCAGUAACUGUUGCAAAGUUUCAUGACCUCAUUAAUUAGUGACACUUUGCAGUCUGUAUGUCCAGUCCUCAAUUGCUUUUGAACAACUAGCUUUUCCCAGGAUGGCUAUCGUGCUAUGAUAACAGUAUGAAUUUUUUUCUUGCCCUCACUGGGAUUUUCCGAAUACUGCUCGGCUCAUUGCGGAACGCAUUCGUAAAAGGUUGCGGCUUACAGGAAUUUCCGAAGCCGUCAUUGGAUAUGGAAAUUGUUUCUGUGAAUUUCCAAAAUCUUUUGCGUCAGUACUUUUUUGCUGAUGGAAACUAAAAUUAUUUGAACAGUCAGACGACUUGUAAAUAACGAAAAUUGUUGGUGGAGAAAAAAAAUUAACGUUGACCGUGUUGAGGGAUUUAGAAAUGACAUUUUUGGAGAGGGGUGGUUUCAAACUGGCAUUUAAACCUAGCACUUUUAAGUUUCUAAUAACGCAAUGCAAAAUAAUUUGCUUGACUCAAAUAUGUAUUUACUUCAGAUGGUUAGGAGUCUCAGUGGAAAAUAAAACUCUUUAUGCAACAGCAGCCUUGAUACUUCUCGUUGAGUAACCCAGAACUGGGCUGUACGUGUUUGAAGGACAGCUAGAGCUGUUGGGGCAUCAGUUUGCUAUAUCACCUUUAAGAGUUAAAAUAGAAUUAAACCGAAAUAUAAUAGAAAUAAAGAAAUUAUUGGUGAUCGAGA
This is a messenger RNA of Pocillopora damicornis (cauliflower coral), 2849 nucleotides long. RefSeq names its product atlastin-2. The record is from RefSeq and is a predicted model, not a curated record. Gene Ontology annotation, molecular function: GTPase activity; GTP binding. Lineage: Eukaryota; Metazoa; Cnidaria; Anthozoa; Scleractinia; Pocilloporidae.